Rhododendron vialii is the source of this 591-nucleotide messenger RNA. RefSeq lists its product as uncharacterized. Lineage: Eukaryota; Viridiplantae; Streptophyta; Magnoliopsida; Ericales; Ericaceae. The coding region runs from base 1 to 591 and encodes 196 amino acids. The record is from RefSeq and is a predicted model, not a curated record. The transcript is spliced from 2 exons.
AUGUUCAUGCAUAGCGGAAAUGAUGCAAUCAUGUGCAAGAUGUUCCCAUCGAGUGUGGGAAAGGUGGCUCUAUCUUGGUUCCAUAAGCUAGGCCCACGCUCCAUACGAGAAUGGAGGCAAUUGGCCGAGAAAUUCACUGCUCGGUUCCUGACAAGCAGGAAAGCACCAAAGACAUUUGAGAGCCUCUCCGUUAUGAAACAGAGGGAGAACGAGCUGAUCACGGACUAUGCGAAGAAGUAUUGGGAAACUUUCAACGAGGUUAAAAGUUGCAGUGAGGAAUACGUAAGAGCCACGUUCAAGAUUGGACUAAACGAGGAUGACAUACUGCAAGAAGACAACAAAGUGGUUACCGAGCAAGCCAAAGGGCCAGCCAAGCAGGAAAAACUAGAGCCCAAAAUUUACAGGGAGAGGAAGGAAUAUGGGCAGGCUAAGAAAGUGCCAUACAGGAAGAAGCAUGCCUCAGACCCGAAGUCUUUCUUCUCAGUAACUACGGUUUGGAAAGAACCAAUCUACCAGAUUCUUCAUCGAAUAAAGAACCGCCCAUAUUUCAAGUGGCCCUCGAGGUUGGAAGGGGAUAAAGAUGCAAAAUGA